This is a messenger RNA of Ilex paraguariensis (yerba mate), 282 nucleotides long. Lineage: Eukaryota; Viridiplantae; Streptophyta; Magnoliopsida; Aquifoliales; Aquifoliaceae. The record is from the annotation of a GenBank genome assembly.
AUGAUGACGCAGUACAAAGGGGCAGCCUUCGGUGAACUGAGCCCCCUUCCUUUUGCUGUUGCAGAUGCAGCAUAUAGAGUUAUGAUCAAUUGGAGAAUCAGUCAGUCAAUUUUGGUUAGUGGAGAGUGGAGUAGUUACAACAGAAAGCACAAAAUUGCUUAUGUGGUAUCUUGCUUACAUUGUCAAGCAGCAAGUCCCGGAGGUAAGCCUUGCAUUUCAGUCCAUCCAACCAGCUUAGAUGCAGGACUGCAUCAUGCUGAGGCCAGUCAAAUCCUGUUCUAG